This is a messenger RNA of Rhinocladiella mackenziei CBS 650.93, 1989 nucleotides long. RefSeq lists its product as uncharacterized. The coding region runs from base 1 to 1989 and encodes 662 amino acids. The transcript is spliced from 3 exons. Lineage: Eukaryota; Fungi; Ascomycota; Eurotiomycetes; Chaetothyriales; Herpotrichiellaceae. Gene Ontology annotation, biological process: carbohydrate metabolic process. The record is from RefSeq and is a predicted model, not a curated record.
AUGAACCUGCACGGUUCAAAGAAACCUUCAAAGACACUUGAUAUAGGGUUUAACGGUGUCUCCCUGUCUACAGAUUCUCUGGGAACGAUUCUCCAAAUCAGUGUCUUCCAUCCCGAACAUGGCGUUGUGCUGGCUGAGCCAUAUGAACAAUUCGAUGGUUCAAGAUUCAGAGACACUCCGUAUGUUCGAGAGUAUCGCGCCCGGAUGCUCAAGUCCAUCGAGACUAGUACUCGCGGUUUCGGGAUCUGUUUCGAUGUUCAAGUUCAGAACGUGCAGGUGGACCUUGACGGUCUAGGUCGUGCUAGAAUAUCGUACAGCACUUCUGAUGGGUUUCUGAUCACUACAUCAUUGCAGAUUAGUCGCGACGCGGGAGUGAUACAGUCUUCCGAGAUCACUUCCACGACGAGCUCCACAGCCAAUGUGAGAUAUACCAUGAACUUGGGAGUUAGUGUCAAUCGGGCGUCUUACGGACAAUUGACAGAAGGUGGACCGAUUCCGAUACCGCCAUCGGAAAAUAGGGUUGGGCUCCAGAACCAUGGUCAGGAUGUUGUAGUUGUGAACCCUCAUUUAAGUGCACAUUUACAAGGAUGUCUGAAAAGCGAUGGCAAACCUGUUGAUUUGAGAGGAGAUAUUGAGGAGAAGGUUUUCCACAAUGCACCAGUCGCCGGAGACUUUUCUCGAAUGUUAGAGGUUCCGGCGAAAGAGUCGAGGAGGUUGAUGGCAAGAUUUACGCUCCGGCCAGGGACCACUUGUCAGACAUUUUCUGACGACGAGAUCACUCUGUCCGUCGGACUGCCGUCUAUAUGGCCCACAUCAGAAACGACCGGGAGGUUCAUCGUUCGAAGAAAUCUCGAGUACAUCCUGGGAAACUGCUCAAUCCCCCUGUCGCCGUUGAGAGGGGUAGUGUGCUUGAUCACGGAUCAUGUUGCUCUGCCGCUUGGUUGGAUGAGAGACAAUUACUGGCAGGUUCGGUUCUUAAUGGACGUACAUCGGAAUCUGGAUGAUUUAGCUGAUGAAAGAACGGCAAAGGCUUACCUCCAGAUGAUCAGGGACACGAUCAAAGGUCACCUGGUCUGGAUCUACCGAUAUGCUCAACGACCGCAUCAAUAUUGGCACAGGUCGUACCUGACAACGGGUCGGCCGAAAGACGGAGCGGUGUUUCAACUGGACCAACAAUGCUAUCCGUUACUGGAAAUUUGCGAUUUUUGGGAGACGUUCCCGGAAGAGCAAGAUCUCGUACAAAGUAUCCUCAGUGAAGAUGUCAUCUUUCAAGUCUUGAGUCUGAUCGAGUCCAAAAAGGAUCAAUCCACAGGACUAUUUGCGACAGAUGAGACUCCUGGAGAUGAUGCGGUCGAGCAUCCUUUUCAUUUUUCGAGUCAUGUCCUGUUGUGGCAUGCAUUGUCCAAACUGGCUAAACUGACUUCGCAGCUGCCCAAUUGCUCGCAACUGUGUAGGAGGCUGAGAGUUCUCGCAGAUGACGUGCGUGUUGCCACGGUGAAACAUUUCUUAUGCUUAGAUCCAGACCGAGGAAAGACUUCGUUUGCUUAUCUGGUGGAUGGGCAAAGUCACCGGACUUUUUAUCAUGAUGCCAAUGAUCUUCCUACGCUGUUUGCUCCUGUUUGGGGGUUUGUGAAGACUGAUAUUGAGAGACAGGCAUGGCACAACACGAUGGAAUUUGCCUUCUCCGUCGCAAAUGAUGGUGGCUACUAUGGAGAUGGACCGUUCGGUGGUUUAGGGAGUGUUCAUACACGAGAUCCAUGGCCGUUGGGAUAUUUCCAAAGCUGGAGGUAUGCUCAAAUGACCGGCAAUAUCCAGGAGGAGUCUGCCGCUUGGAGAAAGAUCUGUGGAUGUAUGCUCUGGGAUGGGUUGUUUUCGGAGGCCGUCGAUGGUCAAACAGGGGAGUGUACCAGCAAAGCCUGGUUUAGCUGGCCAGGGUCGAUGAUUGGGAGUAGACUUCUUCAGCCGGGCGUCAGAGAACGUUACCUCUGA